AUGAUCGACAGGAAGACCGGUAUUUUGUAUCGAGGCCAGCAACUUGUACUACCAACGAAGUAUAGAUCGUUAGUAUUUCGAGAACUACACGAGAAAAUGGGACAUCUUGGUCCAGAACGCGUUUUCAACCUCGCGAGGGAACGGUUCUAUUGGCCUGGAAUGAAGAACGAUAUUGAACAUUUUAUCACGCACGUGUGUAGUUGUGUUAAACAGAGAAAACCCACCUUUACCAACAGAGAACCACUUCACUCCAUUUCUACGUCCGCACCAUUCGAACUGGUAUCAAUUGAUUUUGUCCAUUUAGAGCGAAGUUCGGGAGGGUUCGAGUAUAUACUGGUCAUAGUCGACCACUUUACCAGAUAUACACAAGCGUAUUCAACACGGAACAAGACCGCGGCCACGGCAGCCGAUAAAAUUUACAAUGAUUUCAUUCCGCGCUUCGGCUUCCCGUCUAGAAUACAUCACGACCAGGGAGGGGAGUUUGAAAAUAAACUGUUUCGUAGACUAGAGCAGCUCUCGGGAAUCGCACAUUCAAGAACGACACCCUAUCAUCCACAGGGAAAUGGCCAGGUGGAGCGGAUGAACAGGACUUUGCUACACAUGUUGCGAACGUUACCCGAAGUGUACAAGUCUAAUUGGAAGGAUCAUGUGAACAAACUAAUAUACGCGUAUAAUUGUACGAAGCAUGAAUCUACUGGCUUCUCCCCGUUCUUGCUACUAUUUGGUAGACCGCCUCGUCUUCCCAUUGAUUUGAUGUUUAACUUAACAAGAAAAGAAGAAUCAAUCGGUUAUCCAGCUUAUGCCAAUAAAUGGAAGAAAGCAAUGCAGGAAGCUUACAUGUUAGCAUCCAAGUCUGCGGAGAAAGCGGCGUCUAAGGGAAGGAAACAGAGCGAUAAACGCGUAAGGUCGACUGUCCUCUUACCUGGUGACCGAGUGCUUGUUCGGAACCUAUCACCACGCGGAGGUCCAGGCAAAAUACGAGCGUUCUGGGAAGAGGAGAUUCACGUAGUGGUAUCGAGGAAGAAUCCCGAGAGUCCUGUUUAUGAUAUCAAACCCGAAUCAGGAAAGGGAAAGAUACGCACGUUGCACAGAAAUUUACUGUUACCUUGUGAUUAUUUACCGACAGCAACGCCAGAGACGAAGCGGGUAGAGAAAGUGAAAGAACGGACCCCGAUUAUACACACCCCAGAGGAUUCAGAAUCAGAUUCGGAGGGGGAGGAGGGACUGUCGCUGCCUCCAAACGAAAUGGACGAACUUGUACAGUUAAGCUUACGACCAGAGUCGGCAAACGACGCGACAGUGGACCCAAGUACAAAUGACGAGAUUAACCAGAGUAGGGAAGUACAUGGUAAUGAAAAUGACGCGAACAGGCUGAACAUACAAGUAGAAGAAACGAUGGAAACGCCGGGUGAUAUCGAAGAAACACCGCCGCAACCGGUUCGUCCACAAAGGCAAAGACAGCCACCGUUACGUUUUGGGUACAAUGCACCUGGUUGUCCUACGGGUGAAUUUCCUUUCAUUUGGCAAGACCCUAACGUGGGAUUAGUUCAAAUACGAGAUCCGUGGUUUGGCCCACCUUGGAUUGGACCGAUACAACCUCCGAUGAUAUCAGUACCGUGGAUGAGUCCAAUACAGAAUCCCAUGUUCCACGCACAAGUUAUGAACCCUAUGAUAUCACCACCGCCUUUUGGUUACUACCCAACGUAUUAG
Messenger RNA from Paramuricea clavata, 1710 nucleotides. The record is from the annotation of a GenBank genome assembly. Lineage: Eukaryota; Metazoa; Cnidaria; Anthozoa; Malacalcyonacea; Plexauridae.